AUGACAGGGAACAAGCAGGGCUUGAAAACUCCUCUACAAACAGCUUUAACGCGUGCGGCGACAAAAAGUUACCACCACCGGGCCUACCGGCUAACAGCGGACGACAGGAGGCGCUCCGAACGCACGGAGAAACGAGGAGGAAACUGCCAGCUCCGACGGGAAACUCCUGAGCAACGGCCUAAACAGCCGCGGCCGUUUACCUUAGCGACGCUCCGCCCCGCUCCGCCCCGCCCCGCUCCGCUCCGCCCCGCCCCCCUCCGCUCCACCCCCCCGCCCCGCGGGCAGCACGCGACAAGUACAGCUGACCGCGGCCGAGAGGCUGUUGGCGUGCCCCAGGCUCGGCGCGGAGACACCAGUCUACCUAAUGUAAUGGAAACAGCCUUUUAUUUUGAACAGGCUGGAAUAGGCUUGAGCAAAGAUGAAUCCUAUCACAUAUUCCUUGCCCUUAAAAAACUAAUUAGUGUUCAGCCAGUGCCCCAGAUCUGUCGCUUCUGGGGCAAAAUUUUGGGUCUGGAGAUGAACUAUAUUAUAGCUGAAGUACAGUACGGUGAGGGGGCAGAAGAGGAGGAAACAGAAGAGGAAGAAGCUAUUGAGGAAGAAGGGAAAGGUAUGACUGAGUUCGAAGAUGAAGAGGAGGAAAAAGACGAACCACCAAAGUCCACGUAUAAGCCCCCACCUACCAUCCCAAAAGAAGAAAGUGGAACUGGGGCUAAUAAAUAUGUCUACUUUGUCUGUAAUGAGCCAGGUAAUCCCUGGGUGAAGUUGCCUCCAGUGACACCAGCCCAGAUUGUCUGUGCCAGGAAAAUCAAGAAGUUCUUCACCGGUAGGCUGGAUGCUCCCAUUGUGAGCUUUCCUCCUUUCCCUGGAAAUGAGGCCAAUUACCUGCGAGCACAGAUAGCUCGGAUCUCAGCAGGAACCCAGAUCUCUCCAAUUGGAUUUUACCACUUUUCGGAGGAGGAAGGAGACGAAGAGGAGGAAGGAGGAAGAGAUACAUAUGAAGAAAACCCUGAUUACCAGCCUAUCCCUGUGCCUGAAAUGGUGGAUUCUCUCUCCAGCUGGGUACACCAUGUACAGAGUAUUCUAAUGCAGGGUCGCUGUGUUUGGCUUAAUCCUUUUCAAAAAUCAGAGGAAGAAGAAGUAGAAGAAGAGGAGGAGGAGAAAGCAGAUGAGCCAGAUGACAUACAGCAAGAAAUAGGACCACCUCUUGUCACUCCACUCUCUGAAGAUGAAGGUAUUCUUCAUGGAAUAUGAAGUUUGUGAUAGAGG
Neopsephotus bourkii (Bourke's parrot) is the source of this 1266-nucleotide messenger RNA. Its product is annotated as radial spoke head protein 6 homolog A-like. Bases 1 to 1251 code for a protein of 416 amino acids. The transcript is spliced from 4 exons. Gene Ontology annotation, cellular component: axoneme; radial spoke. Gene Ontology annotation, biological process: cilium movement involved in cell motility; cilium assembly; axoneme assembly. The record is from RefSeq and is a predicted model, not a curated record. NCBI's taxonomy places the organism in Eukaryota, Metazoa, Chordata, Aves, Psittaciformes, Psittacidae.